UCUAGGUUCCGUCGCAGACCGGUUGAUCUGGUAGCCGCGCGUGCGAAUCAAGUUGGUGUCCGUACGGCAGUCGGAUUAGGGAGCCACAGGUAAUCAGUCAGACAUAAACUAUAGAGUGGACGAUAGAGCGUUGCAACGGUGGUUCCCCUUUGCCGGUUGGUUGGACCCCGUGCCGGCCGUUAAAAUCGGAGCGAACCAAAAAUGUAACACAUUCACUGACCGAAUACUGAGUGUUUUGAUUUUUUUUCGUGAAUUAAUGAAUAGAAGAUGUAAAGGAAGCGAAGAACUAAAUCAAAGUGAUAAUUCCUUUGAUUUAACCGAAAAGUGAAAUAUGUAUAUAAAUGAUUUUUUUUUAAAUAAGUUUAGAUCUCCGUUAUGGAGUGCAGUACUUGGUGUACGUUUUUCGUGAUUUUGAACCAUGUGGUACAAUACGAGUAACAGUCACGUGGGAGUGGUAAUCAUUAUUAUUGUGAAAAAAUAACAAAAUCUGAAGGAAACGAGAGAGCAAAUUAAAACUCCAUUUCACAUUAAUCCCCUUGCAACUCUGGAUGUGCAUCCAUUAGUCACAGGCAGCCACCGGUUUGGGACGAAUGUGUGGAAAGAACUAUAUGCCAUCUCCUUUCCACUGAAAAAAAUAUGGAGGGGGAAUUCCCGCUAGCUUCGGUACAGAUAAAACAGAUGAAGGAGCUCCGUAAUCGUUUGGCCAGCGUCCAACUGUAAGCAAGUGUCUGGGAGAAAUCAUCAUAAUGCGGUCGUUUGAUAACGGCCACUGUUUCUUGGAGCAUUGUCAACCGCGUUGUGACAACUACUACCGCCAAAAUCAAGGCCGCGGCAAAAAUGGGCUCUUGCUAAAUCUUGCCGUUGUUGGCUUUCCAUUAUCCGGAAGGAUUUCGACGCUGCAAAAGCACGACCGUCGGCUGUUGGCGAUGCGGAAUGUUAGUGAUUUUGUGUUGAAUAUUUUCUGUGGCACUUCGGCAAGGCCGUACAAGUUUUACAGUGCAAAGCAUGGCGCUUACUUUGGAAUGUGAUACGUUUGAAACAAAGAAGCAAGAAGAGUGUGUUACCCCCGUCCUAUGUGCAAAGGCAGUGCUAUGAAAAAGAAGGGUGAUUGUUACUACACGAGUUUAGGCUAAUUGAAAACCAAAUCAUGCUCAAAUCAAAACGUGCAUUCAUACUAUCAGUGAUAUCAUUGCUAAGCUCAUUGAUCUGUUCUGUCGAAGGCGAAUAUCGUACCUCAAGCAAUGCAAGCAAUACCGAAUAUAGUUACCACAAGUACAAUUAUACCUCAAUCUAUGGCAGUAAUAGUAGGCCCGACAUCACCACCACCACCAGCACCAGCAGCAAUGGCAUCCAGCAUAAAAAUGCCAAAACGAUGAAAGGACUCCGGUGGCUUCGAUCGCCCUCGACACCUACCCUUAACGUAAAGGCUAUCUAUCAAUACGCAAUAAGUGACAACGAGUACAAUGCAUCGGCUCUCCGCAGCAGCACUCAGCCGCCAUCCCGAGUUCCGUCGGAUCAGCACGAAUCUCACAUUAAGUUUGCUAUUCUUCUACCAGAAAAGCCUCGCGGUGGGCGACCGGACAUCCGUACUCUUUCCACUGUUCGACCUAUCAUCGAAAUGGCCACCAAGGUUGUUACCGGGCCCGGUGGAGUGUUGCGGAAUGUGAAAAUUGAAAUCGACUACCGCGAUACCCAAUGUUCGUCGACUUAUGGUGCACUUGGGGCAUUUGAUAUUUUUCUAAAUCGCAAACCAGACGUCUUCUUUGGCCCAAUCUGCGAUUACGUGAUUGCUCCGAUCGCGCGGUACAACUCGGUCUGGGGAAUCCCGAUUCUCACCACUGGCGGUCUAACGGAAGCGUUCUCCAUCAAGUCGCCAAAUUAUCUCACCCUGACGCGGAUGAUGGGCAGCUAUAGCGAUUCCGGGCUGGCGGUGCGGGAAAUUUGCAAACACUUCAACUGGACCAUUCAGUCGUUCAUCUAUCAUGACAACACCGAGCAGAGCGGAAAGGGCCACUCGGAUUGCUCGAUGGCAAUUUCGUCGAUCUUUCGGGCGCUGAACGCCACGGACAACUUCUCACACCAUUUCGACGAAAGUGAAACAGAUUACAAGGAGUAUCUGCGGAUUUUAACGCGAACGAAGAAAAGAAGUCGAAUUGUCAUUAUGUGUGCCAGUCCAGCUACCAUCCGGGAAAUCAUGCUCGCAGCAGCCGAACUGAAUAUGGUCGACAGUGGUGAAUAUGUUUUCUUCAAUAUCGAAAUAUUCAGCAGCAUGGCCGCUACGAAGAAACCGCCCUGGUUUAUGAAAAAUGACACGGCGGAGCGAAACAUGAAGGCGAAGAAUGCUUAUACGGCUCUGCUACAGGUGGUCGCUCGACAGCCGGAGAACGAAGAAUACCGUCGCUUUUCCGAGGAGGUCAAAGAACUUACCAAAACCAGAUUCAACUAUACGUACGCUGACGAUGAACCAGUGUCCACCUUUGUCACGGCAUUCUACGAUGCAGUGCUACUGUACGCCUACGCCCUAAACGACAGUAUUACUCAGCUAGGCGAAUACCAAGCACUAAAGCAGCCCAUCAACGGAACCAACCUAGUUCAUCUGAUGUGGGGCAAAUCGUUCAAAGGAAUUACCGGAAACGUUUCUAUCGAUUCGAACGGGGAUAGAGUUUCCGAUUAUUCGCUACUGGAUCUUAAUCCCAACACGGGGAUGUUUGAGAUAGUAGCAAACUACUUUCACGACGGAGGACUACAAUUUGUGUCCGGGAAGGAAAUCCAUUGGUCUGGAGGCAAAACCAAAGCUCCACCGGAUCGCCCUACUUGUGGAUUCGACGGAUCACUUUGUCCGGAUAACUCCCUUCCAGGUUAUGCUAUCCUUUCUUUGAUUCUCGGCCUAUGCGUUAUAUGCAUGGGUAUCGCAUCAAUCCUCGGCUAUCGGCAUUAUAAGCUCGAAGCGGAAAUUAAUUCCAUGACUUGGAAGGUACACGCGAACGAGGUGCUCUCUUGUAAUCCCAGCCGAGGUCACCGAGGAAGCUUACAUCUGAUGACAAGGCGAGGUAGUCAAGCCACGAUUUAUUCCGAAGACUUCAAUUCCUUACCUGGCGAUCGGCAAAUCUACAUUAAUUUUGGGUUCUACAAAGGCUGCAAAGUGGCAAUCAAAAAGAUCAACAUUCACAAUCUGAACCUGAACCGUAGCUUGAUGCUGGAAUUCAAACGCAUGAAGGACCUACAGCACGACCAUCUUGUUCGAUUCUACGGUGCUUGUCUUGAACCCAACCCGGAACCGUUCAUACUUACCGAGUACUGCCCAAAAGGGUCUUUGCAGGACAUCCUGGAAAACGAAACGAUUAAACUGGACUGGAUGUUCAAAUUAUCGUUGAUGCAUGACAUUGUCAAGGGUAUGGCGUUCCUUCAUUCCACUGAGCUUCACUCGCAUGGCUCUCUGAAAUCAUCCAACUGUGUGGUAGACUCCAGGUUUGUUCUAAAAAUCACCGACUUUGGGCUUCAUCAACUGAGGAGGCCCACCGAAGAGCAAGAUCAAGAAAGUUAUGCCUAUUGGAAAAAACAACUUUGGACAGCUCCGGAACUUCUGCGCAACUUGAUUCCUGAUCCAGCUGGUACGCCUAAAGGAGACGUCUACUCAUUUGGCAUCAUUGUUCAGGAGAUUGUGUCACGUCAAGGGCCGUUCUUCAUUGGAGAUGAUGAAAAAUCCCCAAAAGAAAUUAUCAAACUAGUCAAAAAUGGACCUGAGGCGUACAACGCACCGUUUCGACCGAAAGUGGACGAAACCUCGUACGAGGACGUAAACAACCUCAUGGUCAAGUGCUGGGCAGAGGACCCGGCCGAUCGUCCAGAUUUCAGCUGUUUGAAAACAAGCAUUAGAAAAAUCAAUAAAGAAAACGAAUCUGGUAAUAUAUUAGAUAAUUUAUUGAAACGCAUGGAAUUGUAUGCAAAUAACCUAGAGACAUUAGUUGAAGAGCGUACACAAGACUAUUUCGAGGAAAAGCGCAAGUGCGAGGAACUCCUGUACCAGCUGCUGCCAAAGUCCGUGGCGGCACAGCUGAUUAUGGGCAAAUCUGUGAUAGCCGAAACCUAUGAUCAAGUAACCAUUUAUUUUAGUGAUAUUGUUGGUUUUACGUCCAUAUCCGCUCAGAGCACACCGAUGCAGGUGGUGGACCUGCUCAAUGAUCUCUACACCUGCUUCGACUCCAUUGUGGAAAAUUUCGAUGUCUACAAGGUCGAAACCAUCGGUGACGCUUACAUGGUUGUAUCCGGUUUGCCGAUGCGCAACGGAAAUCUUCACGCAAGGGAAAUCUCUCGCAUGGCGCUGGCUUUGCUUGGUGCCGUGUACAAGUUCACUAUCCGCCAUCGGCCCAACGAACAGCUCAGGUUAAGGAUAGGCUUACACUCCGGCCCUUGUGUAGCCGGUGUGGUAGGCUUGAAAAUGCCCCGCUACUGUUUAUUCGGCGACACGGUUAACACCGCCUCUCGGAUGGAGUCCAAUGGCGAAGCGUUAAAAAUUCACAUUAGUCAUAAUACAAAAAGCCUUCUGGACACAUUCGGUACGUUCGAUGUGACGGAGCGUGGCCUGGUAAAGAUGAAGGGUAAAGGCGAAAUGUUGACGUAUUGGUUGAACGGCGAGAAGACUGAAUCAUUACACGCAACGUUUAGGACAAAUCGGCUGACGGACGAUAGUCUGCCGGAAAAUGGUCCAUUGACUCUUUUGAACGGCGUUCCACCCACUGGAAUUCUCAACAACAAUAACAACAGUAACAUGUACAGUUUAAACAACAGCAGCGGCGUAAUCAACAAAAAGCUCAACAACGUGUCGUACAAUUUCAUCAAGUCAAACAGCACAAAGAAUUUGAUGAACACCAAAGGAAGGCUGAGUCUCGGUGGCGAGGACACGAUUCGCAGCGUGACCCAACCUCUGCUCACGCAAAUCAACUAACUAUCGCUUCAUCGAAAUUAAUGCCACCUGUGCACUAAGUGUAUAACGGAAUUUACGCAGAUUAACGUACCUAACUAAUAGAAUAGGACAUAUUUUAGCGCUGGAACAGAAUGGGUAAACCGAAAACGGCAAUAAAUGGCGUCUAAACGUAUUGAAAGUGAUAAGGACAAAGAAUGUGUUGAAUGUGAAAAAAAUAUACCAAAAUUUGUCUAUAUUCAAGUAUGUUAGAUUAUUAUUUUGACAAUGCAGUUUAUGUACUUACGAUUUUUGUGAUCCAUUUCUUAGUCCUAGACGUAUGUGUAAAAGCUGACUGUAAGAAAGCAAGACUUUUUUCUAUUGACUCACCAAUCAAACAUCGAGAGUGGAAAAUAAAAAUUAAAACCGCCAAUAAAUACAGGAAACUGCUGCAAAAUUAUCAAUACUGUUAAAUGCGAUUGAGGCUGGCUACACACAAGCUGGCCCCUUUAUGUUGAAAAGUAAUGUUCAAAUAGUCCAAACAUUGGAAAACAAUCAACAAAAAUAAAAUAUUUACAAAUAUGA
This is a messenger RNA of Topomyia yanbarensis, 5485 nucleotides long. Its product is annotated as atrial natriuretic peptide receptor 1. Gene Ontology annotation, molecular function: peptide receptor activity; ATP binding; guanylate cyclase activity. The record is from RefSeq and is a predicted model, not a curated record. Bases 1148 to 4945 code for a protein of 1265 amino acids. The transcript is spliced from 15 exons. Lineage: Eukaryota; Metazoa; Arthropoda; Insecta; Diptera; Culicidae. Gene Ontology annotation, cellular component: membrane. Gene Ontology annotation, biological process: protein phosphorylation; receptor guanylyl cyclase signaling pathway; intracellular signal transduction.